Messenger RNA from Mizuhopecten yessoensis (Yesso scallop), 3150 nucleotides. Its product is annotated as DNA polymerase epsilon subunit 2-like. The transcript is spliced from 15 exons. Gene Ontology annotation, molecular function: DNA binding. Gene Ontology annotation, cellular component: epsilon DNA polymerase complex. NCBI's taxonomy places the organism in Eukaryota, Metazoa, Mollusca, Bivalvia, Pectinida, Pectinidae. The record is from RefSeq and is a predicted model, not a curated record. The coding region runs from base 29 to 1609 and encodes 526 amino acids. Gene Ontology annotation, biological process: DNA-templated DNA replication; error-prone translesion synthesis.
CGUUUACAUUCACAACAACAAUAUUGUCAUGGCUUCUAAACUCAGAAGCCAUGUAUUGUCAGCAUUUAAAAUGCAUGGAUUUACAUUACGAAGUGAGUCCAGUAAGUACCUGGUAGAAGUCCUUGGGUCAGUGGAAGAGGACCAGAGGGAGGAAUGCCUCGACAAAAUUAUAGAAACAAUACAAAAACAGCCGUUGUCCAGCUCACUUAUAACCAAAGCCACAUGUGAAUCAGCAGUCCAGGAGUGCAAUGCUGAACACAAUGAUGAAGGGGAAAAUGUACUGUGUGUGAUUGAUGCAUUCUCUGUACCAAGACUAAGCUAUGUUGCUGAUCGUAAGAAAUUUAUUCACAAUAAGACGUUACAACUUGCCAGCCCCAGUCUACAUGGCACUGCUUCUGACAAAGCAUCGUUAUUUAGGGACAGGUAUACCAUACUUUAUCAGAGGACACAGCGACACGACCUCUUUACAACACCAGCUAUAGGAUCCAACGAGGAAAAGUCGAAAAAGUUUAAGCUGAAGCCGAUUGAGUUCUUACUUGGCAGCAAUACCAAACUAGGGGAGAUAAUUGUGCUGGGAAUGUUAACACAGCUGAAAGAGGGUAAAUGGUACCUGGAGGAUCCGUCGGGAGCCGUCGCUUUGAACCUUUCUAAAGCUAACUUCCACAGUGGUUUGUUCACAGAGAACUGCUUUGUCCUAGCCGAGGGCUGGUAUGAAGACUCUGUAUUUCACAUAAAUGCAUUUGGCUUCCCUCCUCCAGAACCUGCUAAAACAACGAGAAGUUACUUUGGAAAUGUCAAUUUUUUCGGAGGGUUAUCCAACACAAGUGUUAAAGGGUCUGUAAGACUAAAACACAUUGAGGAGGAGAAUCCCGACGCCAUGUUUGUAUUCUUGUCCGAUGUGUGGCUGGACCAGGUCAAGGUCCUUGAGAUGCUGAGAGUACUUUUUACUGGGUAUUCUGAAUUUCCACCAGUCUGUUUUGUCAUGUGUGGUAAUUUUCUGUCUGCGCCACAAGGAGCUCAGCAUGCUAAAGUGUUAAAAGAGGCAUUCUCCAGUCUGACAGACCUGAUCUCCGAGUUCCCUAACAUAUUAGAGAACAGCAGGUUUAUCUUUGUACCAGGGCCCCAGGAUCCUGGUCCCGCAGCUAUUCUACCACGACCUGCCAUACCCAGUUCUAUCAUUGAGGAUGUGAAGAGAAAGAUUCCGUCCGCCGUCUUCACCAGUAACCCAUGUCGUAUACAGUACUGUACCCAGCAGAUCGUUGUGUUCCGUGAGGAUAUUGUCACCAAGAUGUGCCGUAACUGUGUCAAGUUUCCAGAGGACGGAGAUGUACCUACCCAUUUUGCUAAGACCCUGAUUGCUCAGGGACACCUGUGUCCCCUGCCCCUGCACGUAUGUCCUGUGUACUGGUCACAUGAUGCGGGGCUACGACUUUACCCUCUACCCGACCUUGUGGUGUGUGCUGACAAAUUUGACCCCUUCCACAAGACCUCUGUUGAUUGUACAGUCAUGAACCCGGGAUCAUUUCCAAGGACAGACUUCUCAUUCAAGGUGUAUCUGCCAGCCAGUCGACAAGUCGAGGAUAGCAAGAUAGGAGGAGGCGAUUCCUGAGGGAGCAAGAAACCGGACAACAUAUCAAUAGAAUGGCAGGGGGGUGGGCUUAUCAGAGGAGACACUGAUAUUUCUCACACACUUCCAUCCAUAGCUAAUUCAGACGAUUUCAGACUUGUUCCACGCAGAACAUUUUCCAGAGUGGAUGACAUUACGAAAGUAAUGAUAGGGGAAACUUAAUUAAUGACACUGCUUUGUCUAUACAGACAGAUAUUUCACUUGCUGACAAAUUUCAAAAUACAAAAGAAUUGUAAUCCAUUUUAAGAAUGUAAAUAACAUUGUAUAAUACCGAGUUGCUGUUGUAAUAUCAUUCCAGUAUAAAUUGUACCUAAGGUUCAAAUUAAUUUUCUAAAUUUUAUGAUAGAUAAUGAUCUGGAACACUUUACACACUUUUCCUUUUGAAAUCAUUCAUCAUCUCUCUUGAGUAGCUAUUAGAUCAUGCUUUGAGCUUAUAUGAUUAAGAACUAUGCCAAAACUGUGCUGCCACAGGGUGGGAAUGUGUAUGUCAUUGUUUUUGAUGACUAUGAGUAUUCAAGACAAAAGCCAAAAUGUUGAUAUAACAUCUUCUAUGUAGUGAAUCUGUUAAAUAUAGGUACCCUUGUGAUAUCACUUUUGACAUACCACAUUUACCUUAAUAAAUGCCAUCCAAACUAAGCAAUUUGGGAAAAUUAAAAAAAAUUACAGAACUUUGGAAAUUCUCAAUAAAAAUAGCUACAAUAAAUACUUCUUUUCCCAAGUAAAUCAGUGAAUUCUGAUGAAGGAAUGGAGUGCUGGGACCAGGAAAUGGAUAGGAAAAUAAAGGCUUUAAGGGAUAUAGCAGUUGUUUUGUCAAAUACGGUAACAUCAAAAUAAAUCUGUUGCCUUUCUUUAUCAGAUUAAUUUUACACACAUUUUAGCCCAUUUUCCUCAUCAUAACUUGUACAAGAACUUUGAAUGACAUUUAUAUAAUAUACUUUUAAUUUUCUAUAGUAUGAAUGCCCAAAUAAUGCUGAUACAUUGUAGUAAAAUUGUUAUUUCAUGAAAUGUAAAUACAUGACAUUUGUCCAUUUAAUUUUUAUCAUUUGUAUGUAAACUAGACAUUAUUUUUUUUUUGUUUUUUUUUUCUUUUGAAAUGUUCAAGUCAAAGAAUUUUUACAUAAAAGACAAUGGUUUGGUGAGUUUGUUUAUUAGUUUCUGCCCAUAACUACUUUCUUAGUAGAGUAUUGCAGGGUGCUGAUAGUAGGAACAUUUCUAUUGAAACACUCUGUAUCCAAGCAGAAUUCUCAAAUUACCCAUGACUGCAGUAAUUAGGUUUUAUCACAACUUGCCCAAAAAAUAUUAUUUUCAUCAUGUCACGAAAUUAAAUAACAUCAUGCAUCCUAACGUCGUAAUAUUUUUGUCACACUUCCAUCACAGUGUCACGUUUUCAUUCAAUUUUUUUUCCAAAAUUGUACAUGUCAGAUUAUGAAUUUGGUACAGGGAAAAGCUGAUUGUUAGCUCACCUGGUCCAAAGGACCAAGGUGAGCUUAUGCCAUACGGUUGCGUCCGUCGUCCGUACGUAC